This is a messenger RNA of Spodoptera litura, 1317 nucleotides long. RefSeq lists its product as uncharacterized. Gene Ontology annotation, biological process: regulation of DNA-templated transcription. Gene Ontology annotation, molecular function: DNA binding. NCBI's taxonomy places the organism in Eukaryota, Metazoa, Arthropoda, Insecta, Lepidoptera, Noctuidae. The record is from RefSeq and is a predicted model, not a curated record.
AAAACAUAAAUAAAACGCAUUCAUUCCCCACAGAGCGGUCUUUGGCUAACCAUCGUUUACCCAUUUUGUUUAUUUCAUCACCAAUUUUCACAAGAUACUUCUGUGAUGUCAAUUGUAAAUAUCAUAAUUAAUUGGCAGCUAAUGUCAAAAGCGUGAAGUUUGGUGGCGGGAAUUGCACUUUGUUGAUUAUUUGGUAAAUUCGCCACGCUGCCUAGGUCCGUGAUCAAAGUUAUGAAGAUCAAACUGCCGCGAGACCGUUUCCCGUCGACUUCCUCGACGGAGGAUAACGAGAGCGGCACGGAUUGGGACGCGGAGGGUCGCCAUCCUGCCAUGACACACCCUCGCCACCCACCACCACCUCAGAGAAUGGAGAGCACAGACUGGAACACGGACAGCCGUCACCUCGCUAUGACGCACCAACGACACCCUCCACCUCCACAGGCGGUGAUAGUCGGCUCCGUCCGCAAGCGCCGUGGCAACCUUCCGAAACACUCUGUAAAGAUUUUGAAGAGAUGGUUGUAUGACCAUCGUUACAAUGCUUACCCCAGCGAUGCUGAAAAACUGGCGCUCAGUCAGGAGGCCAACCUUACUGUUUUGCAGGUCUGCAACUGGUUUAUAAACGCUCGGCGACGUAUCCUCCCGGAGAUGAUCAGACGCGAAGGUCACGAUCCCCUUCACUACACCAUAUCACGGCGUGGCAGGAAGCAGCCAGGCGCUAUGGCAGGAGUCGGACCUAUGGUGGGAUUAGGUGGAGCUUCCACGUCAGGGCUCGGUGUCACACCCGGAGAUAGUGUCACGGUAGCAGCAUGGGAUGGAAUUGUUGUUGAGAAUGGACCAGACGGACGAGCGCAUGACUAUGGAGAUGGCCUGCUGGUCUACCGCAGUGACGGUGACGAGCUUGGAGAUGGAGAGGAGGGCUACUCCAGCACCAUCAGCGAGGAGGAGGUCAAAUACGAUCCCUCCGUCUGGCAAUCCGUCAUACGGUAUGGACCAGAAGACCACGACCUGCAUCCAGCCGCUAGGGAUACGGCAUCGAUGGUGACAGUGUCGACGUCGGAGGAGAUGGUGGAGCAGGUCCCGGAGCCGGUGUCGAGCAGUGAGGACGGGUGGCAGGCGCUGGCGCACCCGCAGCUGGCGCACCUGCCGCAGCUGCCGCACCCGCUGCGCGCGCGCCGCAUGCAGGUGAGCCCGCCCCCGCGCCGCAUGCAGGUUAGCCCGCCCCCGCGGCGCAUGCAGGUGAGCCCGCCCCCGCAGCCGCCGCCGCCCGUCGCCGUCGAGCUGGAGGUGGCCACCACCGACAUGUGGUGCCACACCUAG